UUGAAUUCCACUUGGUCGAUCUUUCAAAAACGCAUGAGCACCGCCGCCGCCGCUGGCCACAUUGGCGCUGGCAGCGUCGUGGAAUGGCACGACGAUGAAGGCGACGUGAGCGUACCUGUGCAAGCAUAUCUCGUGUAUCCUGAUGUGCAUGUGGGCCGCAUCAUGACGGGUGUCGUCGUCGUCCCCGACUGUGCGGGAUUCAGCACGACGUACGUACGCACGUUCGCCGACAAUCUCGCGGAGCAGGGGUAUAAAGUCAUUGUGCUGGAGCUGUCUGUGACCACGGCGACUGCGGACGAAUGGACAAACUCUGGUACAUUCCGCAAAUGGAGGGACUCCGCCGUGGCGGCAGAAGCAACGACCGUGCGACGAGCUUUGCGAUGCCGCGACCUGCUCAAGCACACAUACGAGGUGCAGCGCGUGGGCGUCCUAGGCCUCGGAUAUGGCGCAGAAGUCGCGAUUCGUCUCGCUAACUCCUUUGACGCCGUUGCACUUCUCAGUCCCACGGCACUUCCUGCGCCGUCCCCAUCGAUUCCCACUCUCUUGGUCGCUGGAGACCGCAACGAGUACAUCGAUUCCUCCAAGAUCAAAGCGUUCGUCGAGAGCUUUCCGUCUUCUCCGCAUGCUGUACGGGUGCGGGUCGUGCCUGGCCAGCGGCAUGGCUUUGCUCUGAGCCGCAUCGCCGACGAAGAUGCGGCGACACUCGCGAUCGCGGACAUCCUGGACUGGUUCAUCAUGCACCUCCACCGAUUUCGCACGGCACUGUGCACGAGUGACGGGGACCCGUGGUGGCCGCAGGGCAAGAAUGGUCCGUUCUACAACGUCGGCCUCGGCAGAUGGCAAGCCCAGCGAGCUUCAUGGCUCACCGUGACGCGACCAAGGCCGCCCAAGCCCGAGCCCGUGGCGUUGGAACUCUUGCUCGAAGGCCUGACCUCUAUGAAGCGGACGUACGACUUGCCGCACCCGAUGGCGCUCGCCGAUCUCGUCGGGAUCUAUAUCGAUAUCUGGGACAUCAACCAAUAAUGCGAUAUCUCGAAAGCCGCUUGAUUCCGA
This is a messenger RNA of Aphanomyces invadans, 1053 nucleotides long. RefSeq lists its product as hypothetical. The coding region runs from base 34 to 1023 and encodes 329 amino acids. The record is from RefSeq and is a predicted model, not a curated record. The transcript is spliced from 5 exons. NCBI's taxonomy places the organism in Eukaryota, Oomycota, Saprolegniomycetes, Saprolegniales, Verrucalvaceae. Gene Ontology annotation, molecular function: hydrolase activity.